AUGGAACGUUCCAAGGCAGGAUUCGCGUGCAGAUUCCGAGAGCUGCAGCGUGAAUCUGUUCUUCGCUUGAUCGUCCAAUCGUCCACUAUCAAGUUGCUUCUGAAAUCGAACAGUCUGACGAUGGGAAAGGAACGGAAACCUAACUUUACCACUGGCUUGUGGGUGAAAGAGAGAGCCAAACCACACAUUGUUCGGCAUGAUCGAGUAGAUGGCAAAAAGUACACUUGGCUGGUCCAAUUUGAAAACGCAGACGGAUCGACUGAAGAGGUUGUCAAGACGUUUUUGCAGCUUUCUCAUGUGGAUCAGCAAGGUACCACCCAAGCACCAACCGAAGAAUCACCAUCGAAGGAAGCACCACCACCGGCAGAAGCACCACCGGUGGAAGCCACAAAUCCCACCAACAACCAAACUCCAGUUCGGCCAAAGCGACGGGCUGCGGUCAACCACAGAAUCUGCCCACCACCGGCGCCGCAAUCACCGCAAGCCACGUUGGCCUCGGAGCAAUCUUCGGCACCAGACUACGAUUGGUCAAAGCAUUUGGAAGACGACAAGUCAACAAGCGAUUCGAUUCCAGGAUUUCCUAUCCACAGCAGCAGUGAUGAUGAUUCGAGUGACGAUGAGUCAGCGGCAGCUAAAUCAACUGAAACACCUCCACCAACAACUCCAACAGUCAGCGAACCUACCAGCAGAGCAGACAAUGAUCUUGAGGAAGAUGUAUUGCCAACAGAUGAGCGUGACUUCGAAUACAAAGAGGAACACCGCGAAAAGAUGAUUAUCUACAAACAGGAGAAGCAGGAGCUCCUUGAUAAUGAGUGGACGGUUGAAUUCAUGCCAGGCAAGCCUCCAAUGCGACUCAAUACAAGAGUCCAAACCAGAACCAAGCAUCCUUGCUAUGGCAAGACCCUUCGAAAAGCACCUGACGGAAGCAAAUGGGUAGUGGAAUUCAACGAUUCCACUGAUCUGAAGGAGCUCUCGUCGCAGUCCCUCGUCCAAAUUUGGGAGCCAACCAUACAAAAACUAUACUCCAGAUGUUAUUGUCGAGGAAUAUCAAGAGGUUGA
This is a messenger RNA of Seminavis robusta, 1059 nucleotides long. The record is from the annotation of a GenBank genome assembly. NCBI's taxonomy places the organism in Eukaryota, Bacillariophyta, Bacillariophyceae, Naviculales, Naviculaceae.